Messenger RNA from Oncorhynchus kisutch (coho salmon), 3162 nucleotides. Its product is annotated as potassium channel subfamily K member 2-like. Lineage: Eukaryota; Metazoa; Chordata; Actinopteri; Salmoniformes; Salmonidae. Gene Ontology annotation, molecular function: potassium ion leak channel activity; outward rectifier potassium channel activity. The coding region runs from base 1143 to 2897 and encodes 584 amino acids. Gene Ontology annotation, cellular component: plasma membrane. Gene Ontology annotation, biological process: stabilization of membrane potential; potassium ion transmembrane transport. The record is from RefSeq and is a predicted model, not a curated record. The transcript is spliced from 7 exons.
UUUACCUUGUCAGCUCAGGGAUUUGAUCUAGCAACCUUUCGGUUACUGGCCUAACGCUCUAACCAAUAGGCUACCUGCCGCCCUCAAAUGUAUCUGGGGACAUUAUCUGUUUUUGACAUUUCAUUGAAUGAUUUACUUACUUGCAUGACUGUCAAUUGUUUUUCUCCUCAAAAACAGUUUCAUAGCUUUCAGUCAGUGAUUUGGGUAACAAAACUGUCCUUCCAAAGAACAUUGGCCAUAUCAAAUGCCGAGGGAAAUGUUGGAAACAUUCUUUAUGAUGUAUCUUUAAGCUCUCAAUAUAAAUGACUGAUACAAUAAAAUGUAAUGCUAUGACAAAUGUACCCUAAAAUAUGAAUCAUUAGACAAAUAACCUGCUGUUUUACAUCCAUCUCAUGAGCUAGGUGGAGACUGGCGCCAAAGCCUCUUCCCUCCUUGGCAGUUCUGCACUCCUUUUUGUUUUUAACUGCAAUACAUUGGAAACAUGAUGAUUUAUCACAAUUUAUGCCACGCUGUUUGAGCUGGGAUAUUUCACAACACAUCAAACACACAUAUCUUACAAAGAUCUAAAAAUAUGCCAGGAUAGGUCUAGACAACGAUAACAAAUAAUACAUUUUCAGCCAAUGCAUAGACGUCCAUACAAACCAAUGCGUUCCAUUAGAUCAGAAUGCUAACAGAACUCCGGGAAAUAUCAGAAAGUUGACGCAGUUCUUUGAAACACCAUGGCCAUCUUCUGGUUCUGGAGGUGAAUAUCAUUUAAAGAAAACAAACUGUUUAAACUAGAUAAAGAUAAGCAUCCUGAACAUACUUAGAUUAACAGCGAGAUGUAUGUUUAGCAGGUUGGCAGAGGCUAAUCGUUUAAAAAUGUUGGCCAGUUGAUAUCCGGGACAGUCUGGUGAGUGUCAGUGUGUGUUGUUAUGACAGGGGCACUAACGUAGACGCUGGUCUGAACCCUCCUACUAUUAUUCCCCCUUUCAGCCCUGGGCCUAGUAGAGAGGAGAGAGAGAGGAGAGAGAACUCUCAUCACCAGAUCUUCAGGAUGGAUAAAACGUGGACAACUGUGCCACCGUGUGUAUCGUGGAAGAGGCCGUAGAACAGACCCUGGCGAAACCUGACUCCUGUGGUGGGGGGGUGUGCUCGGGGCGAUGCGGUGCCCCACCCUGCUGGCCCUGCUGGCAGGGGUCAUGCUAUACCUGGUGAUAGGGGCGCUGGUGUUCCGGACCCUGGAAAGCCCCCAGGAGAGCAAGGAGCACGAGAAGCUGCUCCGUACCACACGUGACUUCCUCCAAAACCACUCCUGUGUCACCGCACAGAACCUCAGCGAUCUCAUCAUGAGUGUGGUGAAGGCAGUGGAGGCGGGCCUGGAUGUCAAACACAGCUCCACCAACUUCACUAGCAGGUGGGACCUGGCCAGCGCCUUCUUCUUCUGCGGUACCAUCAUCACCACCAUCGGGUUUGGCAACCUGUCUCCCAGGACCAAAUGGGGCCAGCUGUUCUGCGUGUGUUAUGCCCUGGUAGGGAUCCCUAUGUUUGGUUUCCUGCUGGCUGGUGUCGGGGACCACAUGGGGACGGGGCUGAGGAAGGCCGUGUGGAAGAUGGAGACACUCUUCCUGAAGCGGCGGGUCAGUCCCACUUAUGUGCGGGUCAUGUCUGCUGUUCUGUCCAUCCUGAUUGGCUGUCUGAUCUUCCUCGCCGUGCCAACGCUGGUGUUUAAGGAAGUGGAGGACUGGUCCUUUCUGGAGGCGCUCUACUUUGUGGUCAUCACCCUGACCACGGUCGGCUUCGGAGACUAUGUAGCAGGUGCUAACCGGCGGGACGGAGAUCUGUUUAAGCCCCUGGUGUGGCUCUGGAUAGUGUUUGGCCUGGCUUACUUUGCUUCCAUACUCACCAUGAUCGGGAACUGGCUGCGGGUUCUGUCCAAGAAAACACGUGCUGAGAUGGAGGAGUUGAGGGCCCAUGCUACAGACUGGACACAGAACAUCCAGAACAUGUCCAUGGACUUCCGGAUCCCCAACCCUCUGGAACUCAACGACCCCUUCCUGCUGCAGCGGCGCCGCUGGAGACGCAGCACCCGGCAACGGGUCCGCAGGGGGGCGCUGGGGCACCGUGGCAGGCAGGGCGCCACAGGGGAGAACGGAUAUCUGCCCAAUAGGUGGGUCACACGCUCCAUGACCCGUCUGGAGGUCGUGAGGUUAGGGGGGGGUGAGGUUAGGACUGAAGGGGUGAGGUUAGGACCAGGGAUGGGGCUAGGGGUAGGUUUGAGGGCAGAUUGCAGGGUCAAUGCGAGGUCAGAGGGGCGGACGGUUGCGAGGUCACUGUCAAUGCCUUCGGCGCGCUCCGUGAUGGAGUUAGACUAUGACCCUGAUCCUGUUGCGAUAAUGAUGAUGCCAUGGGAGUCGGGCUCUGUGUCCGAGUCUCCAGAGUCUGACUCCAGAUCAGUUGUCUCCUCCUCUGACUCUCACACCUCUGACAUGUGUAUGCCAGUGCGGAGGAUGCCUUUUGCUAGUUUUGACCCCAGUGGGUCUCUCUGUACUGAACAGAGGGGACGCCAUGGAGGAUCCAGGCUGGUAUAUUUCAGGGAGGACGUCCGGUUCCCUGUGCCUCUCCAUCAACUCCCCAAGUCACCCAACUCCACCAUGCCGCUCCCCAUGCCGCUCCCCAUGCCCCCUUUGCCCACCCCGCCAGGCUGCAAGAUGCUAGAUUUCUUCGGGGAGAACUUGGCCUACAUCGACGAGUCGUCGGACACGCUAAGUGACCGGAACCAGACGGUUGAGGGAGGUGUCAGUCCUCGUACCCGGAUACACCGCAUGAGGAGGCAGCUGAAGGAGAGGAGGGACAGCGACAUGCAGCCCCCCUCUAACCCGCCGACUCCUCCCCCUCUUUCCCAUCUCAGAGACUGACACCGUGACAUGCAGUCCCCUCCUCUAACCCCCCCACCCCUCCCCCAUCUCAGAGACUGACACCGUGACAUGCAGUCCCCUCCUUUAACCCCCCCACCCCUCCCCCAUCUCAGAGACUGACACCGUGACAUGCAGUCCCCUCCACUAACCCCCCACCCCUCCCCCAUCUCAGAGGCUGACACCGUGACAUGCAGUCCCCUCCACUGACACCCCACCCCUCCCCCAUCUCAGAGACUGACACCGUGACAUGCAGUCCCCUCCACUA